Messenger RNA from Gregarina niphandrodes, 996 nucleotides. Its product is annotated as dihydroorotate dehydrogenase. Gene Ontology annotation, biological process: 'de novo' pyrimidine nucleobase biosynthetic process. The transcript has a single exon. Gene Ontology annotation, cellular component: cytoplasm. Lineage: Eukaryota; Apicomplexa; Conoidasida; Eugregarinorida; Gregarinidae. The coding region runs from base 1 to 996 and encodes 331 amino acids. Gene Ontology annotation, molecular function: dihydroorotate dehydrogenase activity. The record is from RefSeq and is a predicted model, not a curated record.
AUGACUAAGUUGAGCAUUAGCCCUCCACUUCUGAAUGCUUGUUGCCCGUGGUCUACGACUUUGGAGCAUUUGCAGGCCCUGUAUGACAGUCCUUAUACAGGCGCCAUUACGUUCAGAACGUCGAUGAUCAAGGGUUACCCAGACGAUACGAGUGUGCACCAGUACGCGUUCUUUGCGGUGGGACGAGCGGUCUCGAGUGCCGAGAGGAACGUGGUGGCUAGCUCUCCUGAGACGAUGAACACUACCUUGAACACGAUUGGGUUCUCGCCGAUUCCGUUGUCUGAGUAUUUGGGGAUGAUCAACGACAUUGUGAAGGACGAGAAGACGCCGUCCAAGUUGCUGAUAAUUUCCGUAACGGGCCCGGCGGAGGAGGUUGCACAGGGCUACGCGAUGAUUGCGGAAGUGGCUGCUCGCAGUCCACACUUGCGGCUUGCAAUCGAGAUCAACCUUUCGUGUCCGAAUAUAGCUAAUAAGCCGCCACCGGCGUACAAUUUGCCGAUGUUCAUCGAGCACCUGGACUCCAUCGCGAAGGCUAAGAAGGCGGCAGCAAGUCAGCUGCCAGCAACUUCCGUGCCCGUUGUGGGCGUUAAACUACCGCCUUACACCUACAAGGAUCAGUUCGAGAUGGCAUUCAAGGCGCUCAAACACGCCACCUCCAGCGUCGUUGACUUCGUGACCUGUACCAACACGCUAGGAACCUGCCUCAUAUACAAUGAUAUGGGUGUCCCUACUCUCAACUCCGAAACCGGCUCCGGCAUCGGGGGACUUGCUGGCGCUGCCAUCCAUCCCCUCUCUCUCGGUAAUGUGGCAGCUUUAUAUGCUCUCCUCGCCGCAGAUCCUACCACCCAAGACAUCCUUAUCAUCGGCUGCGGUGGAGUCGAAGAUAAAGCAGGCUACAAUCGCAUGUGUAAGGCCGGUGCUGGAGCUGUGGCCGUUGCAAGUGCGGUCGGUCGUCUUGGAGUACAAGUCUUCGAACUUAUCACCAAUGAAAAGUAA